Molecule: messenger RNA, 5103 nt
Organism: Calidris pugnax (ruff)
Lineage: Eukaryota; Metazoa; Chordata; Aves; Charadriiformes; Scolopacidae
Gene: LRIT3
Product: leucine-rich repeat, immunoglobulin-like and transmembrane domains 3
Exons: 4
Coding region: 342-2345 (667 amino acids)
Molecular function (GO): protein binding
Source: RefSeq, a predicted model, not a curated record
CACUUUAUGGACAGUAAAUAACGCAUUGCCUUUUAGAAGGAGCAAAGAGAUAUUUGAUUACAUACUAACCCUGCAAGCUGCAUAUUAAAAUAGCCUUGAACCAUGCUGGAUAUGAUUUGAAACAGAGUGUGUUCUUCUGUCGGAAUAAAGAAUGAGCCGGUUUAACUGAUCCCUUUCAGGAUACAUUUGAAGGUUAAGCAACUACAGAUCUCAGCUAAUCUGAUGUAAUCUGCUGUUACUAAAUGGAUGUCUACGUUCACAUACGUAGCACACUGCACACGAGUGCCUAGGAAUAAAGUUUUCCAAUUUUUUUUUCAUAUCUGUUCUGCUGAGAGGGAGCCAUGUAUCUUUUUAUUUACUUCUACCUCCUAAUGAGCUUUUUUGAAGAAGUGCAGGGCUUUUGUCCUUCACAAUGCACUUGCGUUUACCAUGGCAGAAGCGAUGGCACUGGAACAAGGUCUGUGCUCUGUAACGAUCCUGACAUGUAUGAGAUCCCUGUGAAUGUUCCUGUGGAUACCGUCAAGCUUCGGAUAGAGAAAACCGUCAUACGAAGGAUUCCAACUGAAGCCUUUUACUAUCUAGUAGAUCUCAAGUACCUGUGGGUAACUUACAACUGCGUAGCCAACGUUGAUAUCAGCAGUUUCUAUAACUUGAAACAGCUACACGAGCUACGGCUGGAUGGUAACCUGCUCUCCACUUUCCCUUGGGAAUCGCUGGCGGAGAUGCCCAACCUGCGGACCCUUGACUUACACAACAAUAAAGUGACCAGCAUCCCCGCUGAGGCUGGCAGGUACCUGAGGAACCUCACCUACCUGGACAUAUCCAGCAACAAGCUCACCACCUUGCCAUCGGACUUGAUGGACAUUUGGCCUCCCUUCUCAGAAGCUGUCCUGCCCAAGAACACAGACAUUCUGGCAACCCAGAGAGUCAUUUUGGGUUUGCAGGACAACCCAUGGUUUUGCGACUGUCGCAUUUCAAAGCUGAUUGAAUUUUCCAAAAUUGUGGACAACUCCCUUGUGCUUCUCGAUCCACUGGUCUCGUGUAGCGGACCCGAGAGCCUGGCAGGAAUCUUGUUCCAGAGAGCUGAGUUGGAGCAGUGUCUUAAACCCUCCGUGAUGACCUCCGCGACCAAAAUCACUUCCCCGCUGGGAAGCAACGUCCUGCUGCGCUGCGACGCGACCGGGUACCCCACGCCGCAGCUCACUUGGACUAGGUCAGACAAUAUACCAGUGAACUAUACAGUAAUUCAAGAAACACCCGGAGAGGGUGUCAGAUGGUCCAUAAUAAGCUUGACAGGGAUUUCAUACAAGGAUGCAGGAGAAUACAGGUGUAAAGCCAAGAACUUGGCAGGAAUGUCAGAAGCUGCUGUUACCGUCACAGUGGUUGGUGUAGUUACUACAACCGUGUCACCACAGAAGUAUGGCAGGAAGCAAGAGGCAGAGAGACAGAAUACCACUCAGGAGGAAUCCAAGCAGGAACCUGAGAGGACAACCACACCUCUUCCCACCACACCCACCACCACAGCACUGGUUAGCACUGAACGAUCAACGAGCAUCAGGUUUACUGACAAGAAGCAAUCCAGGCUCGUGUUCGAUGGGAAGAAAAAUUCAAAAGCAGCAACAAAUGGAAACAAAAGGCAAACUGGGGAGAUAAGCAAGAAAGGUGAGGAUACAAAGUCGACUGGGGAGAUAAGCAAGAAAGGUGAGGAUGCUUCAUUGAGUACAGCAAGUACGGCGGAGCAAAAUGUUACAGUAAAGAACCUAAGAGUGAUCAGUGAAACUGAUGAAAGAGUGACCUUAACUUGGAAAACUGUCAACGCCACGGGCAACUCGGCAGUGACUGUGUUAUACUCAAAGUAUGGUGAGAAAGAUAUGUUGCCUCUGAGCACCGACUCCAGCAAAAACAAAGUCACAAUCGAUGGUUUGCAGCCUAGUACUCAAUAUAUGGCGUGUGUCUCACCCAAAGGAGUGCCACCUACGGAAGAGCAGUGCAUUAUUUUCUCCACUGAUAGGUUAAACGAUGACAGCAGCUCUCAGUUUUCUAUCCUGAUAUUGGCCAGCAGCGCAGCGUGUGUGGUUGUUUUACCUUUGAUAUUUUUCUUACUCUAUAAAGUUUUAAAACUUCGCGUGAAACCAAAAACUGCAAAGGAAGCUGACCUUGCAAAAGAGACCUAUGUGAAAUUUGAAACGCUGUCUCUGAAGCCUCGAACAGUGAAUGCAGGAGAGCAGCUCUGGGCACGAAGGUACACGGAUGAGUCAGAAAGACUUCUCCUCUGUUCUAGGUCAAGCAUGGAUUCUCAAAUGACCUUCAAAAGCGAGGGCUCUAGGUCUGAGUAUCUGUGUUGAACGUAGGCGAGGGUGGAGGAAAUGGAAUAUACAACGGGUAAAAUCAAUCCAAAGUGAUGAUACUGCAUCUGGAAGCAGGUGGCUGUCAGAAUAUUUAUGCAGUCUACUGGAUGGGGAGGGUGGUGGGUAGGAGGGAGAACAGAAGGAAGAUGUUGCCAGUUUAUUUUCUUUUUUUAUGUUUGUGACACUGGAUGUGAGGGAAUGAUGUUCCUUAAAAGAUGAAUACAGCAUGAAGUCGUUGCCUGGUUAAAGAUCUUAUAUUUUUUGUUUUCAUUAAAACAUCAUUCUUUUUUCUCUUCUCUUGUUUUACUGUAUGAUGUGCUAGUUGCAUGUAUCAAACAUUAUUCACAACCUUCAUAAAACGUAUGUACUUAAAAAUAAUAGGAAAACAGUUUCAACCACUUCUAAUGAAGUCAAAACUUUAUCUGAAGAUACAAGUUUUCUUCUGACACCAGCUUGUGCUUUGAGAUGUCAUACAACUCUGUUUGUACAGUAUCUUGGGCUGGAAGUGAUCUCAGGCCAAUGAAGACUGAAGCUAGGUAGCCACAGCUUAUGGACUCUUGAGAGGUACAAUACACAUAUUGUCAUUUUGCAGAUGCUAUGGCAAACGAGCAUUUUCAGUAUUCUGAAGCUCAGGUGAGAUAUCAUUAUGAGUAACUUCGUGAGAGAUACUAGAUAUUAAUAAUGUUAAUUUACAUCAAAUGAUCUUAUUGCAAAAUCUCAGCCUUAGAACUUACUUGGAUGCAUAUGUCUAUAUACCUCAAUUUCAGAAAUCUCUACAAAAGAUUUUGUGGUAUGGUGUAAUACAACACACUUUCUUCUAUACCUAUAUAUUACAUAGAUAUUGCACAAUACUGUGUACUACAGUGUAGUAAUACAAUACAUUUUGAGAUACUGUAAGAGAAGGUCUUGUCCUCAGGUCAUGUUGGAUGUGUGAUGAAGUUCAUUGAGCACAGUGGAGGUUAAUUGUAAGCAUGCUUCCCAGUUUUUAAAAAAUCAGGUAUUAAUAUUGCUAGUAAUGAUGAAGGUAGAAUUGCCUACUAAUGAUAAUAAUGAAUUGUCUAUUCUGAGGCUGCUUUUUUAUUGCCUGAAGUAAACAACAGAGCUCUUAUUGUUUUAAUUUCAGAUACUGUGGUUAAGAGUAUGUAUGAAUUGAGAACCACAGUCUUUUCCUAAAAAUUACAACUGAGUUAUUUUCUUGGACCUUUCUACGCGUAGGAGAACUGUUUACUUUACUAGGAAAUUGGGAAUCUUCUCUUUCCAGAGGGAGAAAUUUUACUCAAAGCUGCAAACCAAAGCUUAGUUAGUUAACUUUAAAAUAGUAGCAUUUCUUGGUGUCACUAGUGUGGUUAAAAAGCACUUUUUUUUCCAUGGAUAAUUUUGAUUGCAGUAAAAAUGUUUUUAGUUUUCUGAGCGGAAUAUUUUUACUUUGUCUUUUUUUUUAAUUUGUAAUUUUUUUAGGGAAAGCAGAUUCUCUUUGUGUCAAAACCGAGGUUCAUCUGACAAGCAGUUCAUGAUAAACUACAUUCUUAGCAGGACCUGAAGUGUUAUGAUGUUUGCCUUCUAUUUCCCAUAUAGACGGUGUAGCCAGUAGUUGUUGCUGGAAGUGUUUCCAAUUAAAAACACUACAUUUGUAGCAACUAUUUUAACUAUUUUUUUUAAAUUCCUGGAGAAUAUUUGAUAUUUCAGGUUUGAAAGCUUUGCAAGAAACUUGAAUCUAAUUCUGGAGCCCAGAAGUGCUAUUCCCUGACUUAUAGAUGAUACAUCAAUAAAUCAGACUGAGGGGGUGCAAAGCUCGUUUGAGAGAGCUCACUUGCACAUUUGGUUUAACUAAUCCUUGUGAAAUUAGCAUGUCCUAAAGUUACAAAUUAAUCUCUAUGACCAUGCGUGCUAUCAGUAUAUCAAAGAUGUAAUGUAUUUUAAAGGGCAAGUUUUUUCAAGAAAACAUGAGACAUUAUUUUUUCCAGAGCUUUUGAGACAACAAGAGUUGUAGAACCCAGAGGCUUCUGUACCUCAUGUCAAAACAGCAAAUUUGCUGGGGAAUUCUGAUAGGAAUUUGAUACAAAGGCCAAAUCACACAAUAAAGACGUGCCCUGCAUCCCCCAGGAUUGGUUUAAUUAAAGAGCUGAAGAAAUACUUCCGGUAACGGAUGCAAAUUUUUAUACUGUAAAUCGUUAAUAUUAAUGAUAGAAACAUUGAGAUAGACUUUGUCGCCCAUAAUCAAUUUGUGUAAUAUCUUCUGAAACGCAAUACUGAAUCAUUCAUCACUAUGAACAGUGAUGACUGUCAUCUAUGCUUGCCUGGUAGGAGAAUUUGAGAGGAUUUAACCAAUGUUUAUGCAUCAUCGCCUUUUAUAUAUUUUGCACUUUGUUAGGUCCAUUCAUCCUGCAUUUCACCAAGAAGGUUAGACCUCUUUUUAUUCACUACCUACAACGGGGGUGUCAAAAUUGGAUGGUUAAUGAAAUAACUGAGUAAUGUGGGCUGAAUUCCAAAUAGACCUAAUUUUUCCUUAAAGCUUCAAUGGACCUCAGCACUUGUCACAGUUAACCACAAUCCUGGCUUCAAUGUGCACUUACUGAGCCAAACUUUAGGCUUCCAUGUAUCUAUUUUAGUCCUUGCCAUUGCUCACAGUGGACAUGGUAUUCACAGAAUCAUUCAGGUUGGAUGAGACCCUUGGGAUCAUCGAGUCCAACCAUCAACCCUACUCUACAAAGUUCUCCCCUACACCAUAUCCCCCAACACCACAUCUAAACGACUC